AAACACAUCCUACAAUGAGGCCCUUAACAGAGGAAGAGACAAAGGCUGUGUUCGAAAAGCUCGCAAACUACAUCGGAAAGAACCUCGUUCACCUCAUCGACAGGGAUGAGGAUGACGAGUACUGCUUCCGUCUCCACAAAGACAGAGUGUACUAUCUCCCCCUUCCCAUGCUCCACUUGGCCACCUCUGUCGCCCGACCUAAUCUCGUUUCUCUCGGUACAUGUUUCGGUAAAUUCUCAAAAACUGGCAAAUUCAAGCUUGGUAUAAUGUGUUUGGACUAUCUCGCCAAGUACGCAAAGUACAAGGUCUGGAUUAAGCCUUCUGGAGAACUUCCUUUCCUCUACGGUAACCACGUCGCCAAAGCGCAUUUGGGAAGGAUAACGGAGGAUACACCCGAACAUCAGGGUGUGGUGGUGUACAACAUGUCGGAUGUGCCUUUAGGAUUCGGAGUAACAGCCCGCUCAACACUCGAUACACGUAAACUCGAUCCGACGGGUAUUAUCGUCUUCCACCAAGCGGACGUUGGAGAGUUCUUGCGUGAUGAGGAUACCAUGUUCUAAGCUCUUUCACCAGGUUGGGAAUAGCAGUGGAAGUCGGGAGGGUUUGGAGGAAUAGACGGAAUAGGUGAAGAGGCGAGGCUCCGAAAAGAGAGGAAAGAAAGGGGGGAAUGAACCGAAAGAUGAGGGAUGAGGUUCUGGGAUAGAAAGACUGUGUUUCCGGGGGACGAUUAGCUCGAUACCAGUUGCCAAACCAAGAUGAUACGUGGAGCUCAGAGCUAUAAGAUUGAGAGAUUAGAUUUGAGUGGGAGACAUUCCGAGGGUCUGAGGGUUCAGAAAAGAAUGUUUGACUUUGGGCAUCAUCUCCAUUUUUUUAUUUCGUGUAAUGAGUGUUAAUGUAUUCUACUUUU
Cryptococcus deneoformans JEC21 is the source of this 907-nucleotide messenger RNA. Its product is annotated as cytosolic large ribosomal subunit protein, putative. Gene Ontology annotation, biological process: ribosome assembly; ribosomal large subunit biogenesis. Gene Ontology annotation, molecular function: RNA binding. The coding region runs from base 15 to 560 and encodes 181 amino acids. Gene Ontology annotation, cellular component: nucleolus; nucleus; preribosome, large subunit precursor. The record is from RefSeq and is a predicted model, not a curated record. The transcript is spliced from 4 exons. NCBI's taxonomy places the organism in Eukaryota, Fungi, Basidiomycota, Tremellomycetes, Tremellales, Cryptococcaceae.